Lithohypha guttulata is the source of this 834-nucleotide messenger RNA. RefSeq lists its product as uncharacterized. The transcript has 3 exons. Lineage: Eukaryota; Fungi; Ascomycota; Eurotiomycetes; Chaetothyriales; Trichomeriaceae. Gene Ontology annotation, biological process: mitochondrial fission. Gene Ontology annotation, cellular component: mitochondrion. Bases 1 to 834 code for a protein of 277 amino acids. The record is from RefSeq and is a predicted model, not a curated record.
AUGCCGGAGGAUUCCACGAAAGACCAGCUCAAAAAGCUGAUUGCGGAGGGAGCUCCAUCCUCUGUCACAGACAAGAUUCCCAGAGAAAAGCUGUCAACAGAUUUGCAGAACCUAAUUGACAAAGACGAUAGCUUCUUCGACGACCUAUAUGAUGGCUACACGGGUGAUACUACCGACACCUCGGUGCGAUAUGCAGCUUAUGCGACGCGAAUUCGAACGAUACUACUCAGCGCACAUCGAUACGUGGCAUAUACAUCGGACAUAGGGGAGUCAUUCAGGCCUGUAGCACAUCCUUACCUCGUCCGAGGAGCAUAUGCGGUCUCGUGGGCAUAUCUGAUAGGUGAUGUGACCCAUGAAGGCUGGAAGGCACACAAGCGCAACCAGAGGCUGUUGAGCCCUACUACCGACCAACAUAUGCAAGCUCUGAUUAACGAAGGUCCGGAAAAGCAAAAUAUAACACAGACCCCAACCAAGAUACCAGCAAUAGAAGACUGGAGGGCAGUGGCAGCUCAGCGAGCCGUCUUCCAGAGUGUUGCCAGUAUGGGUCUUCCAGCUUUCACAAUUCACAGCAUUGUUAGGUAUUCUGGUAAGGCACUCAAAAAUGCCAAAAAUGCCACAGUGAGAACAUGGGCACCAAUAGGCCUGGGUCUCGCAGCCGUGCCUGCUUUGCCUUUCAUGUUCGACAAGCCAGUUGAAGAGGCAGUCGAGUGGAUAUUCUAUCAGGGUUUCAAGGCUAUUGGUGGUGAGGGAGCAGUAAACCCGAGGCAUUCUACAGGGAGGUCGGAAGCACUCACCAAGGAGGUCACCAAGGUACUAAAGGAGAAGGAAUUAUAG